Molecule: messenger RNA, 1853 nt
Organism: Zea mays
Lineage: Eukaryota; Viridiplantae; Streptophyta; Magnoliopsida; Poales; Poaceae
Product: remorin6.3
Exons: 6
Coding region: 582-1433 (283 amino acids)
Source: RefSeq, a predicted model, not a curated record
CUAGCUGUCUUGAGAGAGCUGAGCCAGGAGCGGAGGGAAGAAUACCACGCGCUGGGUCCGAACCGGAGCUGGACUGGAUUCUUCAAGGCUUCCAUUCCAUUCCAUGGGGUAAAGCGAUCCCAUUCCCACUCCUAUCGUCUGCCUCCAAGACAACAGUUUUAAUCUGCUUGCUUGCGCUCUGCUGCCUCUGGUUCACGUUCACCGCCUCUAUUCCAUGGGGUAAAGCGAGCAGUUUUAAAUACGAGAGGCCCUCGCUUGUCACUGAAGCCGCGGCUUCUUGUGCCUUGCAACCUGCCGUUGGGGCUUCUUCUCUACAAAUACGUUGCGCGCCAUGGAUGGCGACUCGAAGAAGCUGAGGUAGAAGCGGUGCACGCAGCAGGGCCUAGAGCCUCCGUCUGCUGAAGGGUUUGAUCCUGAUUUCAUCUAUGUGUCUGGCAGGCUUCGGGUUGUCUUCUUUUUUUCUCCGUAAAAGCUGAGGUGAAAAAAGGGUUCGGUUUUCUGGAGUAGGAAAGGGAGGUAGAGGUGGACGCCAGGGUUCAGCGAUACCACCUCAAGAAAGCAGGCCUAUUGGAAUAGCGGAAAUGAACAGCAGCGGGGAGUACGAUGCUGCGUUCGCAGCCACAAUUGCAGCAGCAGCAUUUGCAAUCGCUGCCCGUGAGGAUAAGCUCGCGGCUCAAAAGAACUCCGUCCCCAUCGAGGAGGUGACCCCUUCCCUAUCGCCAGUCAAUAGAGCUGAAGGCACCAAAAAGCCUGCAGGAGGCAACAAAAUCGCGAGAUGGUUUAGCGGCAAGGAGCCUAUAGAACACGACGACGACGACGAGGGGCCAGUUAAUGUAUCGGUAAGGAGGCCACUGAAACCAGCACCUGGAAAGCCUGAGGACGUGCCUGCAGAUCAUCACAAGGUGGCACCCAGGAUGCUUGAGACUUCUCUGGGUGUGAGGAAGGGUUCGGGAUCUUCCAGCAGGUCGGCAGAGAGGAAAUGGAGCAAGGAGUUUGAGCAAGAACAGGCUGUUCAGAAAGCGCCCUCGGCCGUGAGGCCAGCCACGUCAUACCGCUCUGGACGGAAUGGAGAAGGCGCGGCAGGAGUAGCUGCUACUGGCGGCACGGGAUCUAAGGCUGAUGAAUGGGAGAAGGCAAAGCUUGGAAGAGUUAGAGAGGAGUAUGAGAAGAUGAUGGAGACCAUAGCCGAAUGGGAAACUGAGAAGAAGGUGAAGGCGAGACGCCAAAAAGAGCAGAAAGAGACCGAGCUGGACAGAAAGAGAGAAAAGGCACUAGAAGAAUACAACCUGGAGAUGACAAGGAUCAGCAAAAUCUCUGGAGGAGCAAGGGCGAUGGCGGAGGAGCGAAAAUACAACGAUAGGAAAAAGAUCAGAGAGAAGGCGCGCAAGAUGCGAUCCACAGGAAAGCCUCCCCGCACGUGUGCUUGCUUUUGAGAACAGCUGCAUACGCUGAAAUUUGGAACCAAAACCAAAUGAAGGACGUCAUUUUGGACGGUUGUAAAAGGCACGCAAUAGUGACGUUCUGUAUUGUAAUAUGUAUUUGGCUUUGACAAGUUAUGAGUGCACAUUCCACUGAAGGCAACAUCAACAUAUUUUUGAAGGGUGUGGAGUUAAGGAAUAAAAAAAAAGAUCCACCAUGCAUCAACAUUCAAGAUGAAGCAUGGAGUAGGAACUGCCCCAAGAACAACGAGAACGAAAACAUAUAUUCAUCAUAAAGGUCAAGAUUUAGGAUUCCCAUUCAAGGUAUAAGGUGUGAGACUAGUAUCAUCCAAUUCAAGUGCUGAGGUUCUUCUUGAGCUUUGGCCACCAGACUUCUCAGAUUCAUUCCUAUUUUUGUUGAUUGUUGUCUCCUCA